CCGCCCCAGCAGCUGAUCGCGGUCGCUCGGCGGCAGUGCGCGUCGGCGGCAGGCGGCGCGGACGCGCGGUGGUCGCUCGCGCUUUGAUUGUGUGCUGUGGUGAUGAACUGGAGAUCGGGUGCGAGGAUGUAGUGCAGUCGGUAAUCGGUAUCAGCCGGUGGUUCCAACCGCUGAGACAUCGCAGACUUCUGGUGUCUGCUGAGAGCGGAAAACCAGCGACCACGGCAGCCUCUUCGUCUACUGUGGGGUGGAAGAAGGCGCCAACAACAGCAUCGAGAUCUCCAACGCUUGCUCCGUCUUUUCCGUCACGGAUCGGCAGAGCGGAGGUGGGAUGAAUCGCCCCCAGCGAUCCGCCAGUCACCCUCGGUACGAGGGCAGGGAUGGAACAGCGACUGCAGCGACACCUGCAGUGGCAGUGGUGGCGCCCUCUGUGCACGCCGAGCCAGCCCUGCCGCCAGCAGCCAGGAGAGACAGCGGAGGGAGCCGCGGAGCGAUGGAAAGGCUCCAUCGCACGAUGCCGAUGCCGCUACCGAUACAACCAGCAACACAACUACGACAGCCACCAGAACAGUGGCAUCAGCUCCGCGAACCGCCGCCUGCCCACCUCCAGUCCACACUACGGAACACCGCCCGCCCGCUGGAGCCAUCGUAUAUUCCUCGUCACUCCGCUCAACCACCUCCUGCGCACAUGUCCCAUCCACCUCUGCUUCGCCGUCACUCCGUCCCAACCUUGCCUCCUCCUCCGGCACAUCGCUUUGACCUGUCUCAAGGGCCACACCAACGCGAGACGGAACCCGCCAGUGACGGAGCUCUGCAAGCGCGCAGCAUGUCACUGUCAGUGUCGGAGACGCCACUUGCCAGAACGAUGCCUCCGCUCUGGGUGAGCCGAGGAUCUCAGAUGCCACCGUCAGUUCCGAGGCAGGAACCAGCGCCCCUUCAACCACGUACUUCCAAUGACGUAGGACCACUGCCAACACCACUGAAUUUAUUGCUUGGAGCGGAGCAUCGCAGCACUGCUCCUAUGGUCUUCCCACAGUCAAACCUUGCAACUUCAGAGCUAGAUAAGCUCGAGCAGAUGAUCCGCACCUAUAUGGACAAGUGGCGAGCUCCUGAGCUGCAUGAUGAUCGAUAUUCGAGUUUGACUAAUCAGCAGAUGUCUGAGCUUGUCAUGGCGCAAUGUGAGACACCUGAAUGUCUUGACGCACCACGUCAAGCACGUCAAGCUCCUGAGCUACCACCCCUACAACGUCCAGGUGCUGGAGGACCCCAACUUCAUGGGCCGGAACAUUCACGCCUGCAGAGCCAGGUUGCAGGAUACCGACAAUCGGAUCACCGAAACAGCGAACACCCGAAACCGUUACCAACAGCGUCGAAGAGACCAACGUAUCAGCAUUCUUUAACAUCAGAAAGUCCGGCUGUGCUGCGUCCUUAUCAAGGUCAUCCGAUUCCACAGCGUCCGAUCCUGUUCUCCGAUCCGGCUUCCGCUGUUCCGUGCUCAGCUCCUCCGAAUGCCCAUCAGGCGCACCUUGUGGCACGGCACAGGUCGCAAGCUCAGAACGCUACUGCUCUCUACCCAAGUACAGAGACUGGGCACGAUCAGCAUCUCUCUCAAACAUGGCCUACGCCUCGCCCUCCAAAAUCCAUGGACAAUCACCUCACCGACACGGGAGUUGGGCCUGCUAUCAAAGAGGCAUGUCAGACAUUGAAGAAUUCAUCGCUUCCAGUGGAAGUGCUAUCCUCUCUGAACAGGUUCAGGGCUCCUUCGAGCUCCACUACUCACCAGAAGACGCCAGCGGCAGGCAGUCGACGGAUGUCGAACACACACAACCUGAAGCCGUUUGUUUUGGACAAGAUGCAUGCAUUCUACGAGCACGCUGCGAUCAGCCAAAGGGCAGAGAUGGGAGCAGAAGGAAGAUCCAAAGCUCUGACUCCACCAACAAAUCAGCAGGCGGCCCAGGCAAAGUUCCAGCUUCAAGUAAAGCAUGAGGCCUCAUCCACCCAGGUUCAAUGUUCAACGACUCGAGGCCAGCCACUGACGCUGAAGAAUGCACCGGUGACAACGACUACAACUCACCUACCAGCGGCACAAGCACGGAAACCAGCUCUUGCCCCGCGACUUCCUCCGCCAGAUCCAUAUCCACAUGCAGGAGACACGACACUCGACACGCUGGAUCGCCGUAACCGCUCAGCUCUCCCACCGCCGUUGCUGCCCCUUCCACCACUAUCGCCAUUAGAUCCCGUCCUCGCGUCAACAGACGAGCCUCACACUCCGCCGCUCACCAUGCCACCGCCACCAGCGCCAGGGCUGUAUGUCACACCGGAGAACGGGGCGGGCCAGCGAAAGGGAGGGUUCGUCGACACACCAAGACCGACCUGGCCGCCGCCCGGGGAGAGGUUCCGCGCGAAUGGAGGGCACAGAGAGAUCAUGUCAGAUCGAGAUGGGGCGGCAGACGUUGGGUCGCAGCAUGGUCGCUUGCAUGGAAAAGAGUGCACUGAAGAAGAAAAACAGGGUGGAAAAAUGAGCUCAGCAAAGGUUCUCUUGAAAGGGGGGCUACAGCGAAAGAAAAGAGAGGGUGGUCGAUUCGAAGAAAAACAUUCAAUGAAGAAGGAAGAUCAACCGAAAACGGGCAAGAGGAAUGAUGAUCUUCCAACACUUCAGGCAGACGGUGUUUCGAUUAGGAAGACACAGUUGGAAGAAACUUCUAAGACGAGGUUGGAAAUGCUCAGAAGAAAACAAUUCCCGAUCCAAGAACACGAGCAGCAUUCAUCGUUGAAGGAGGUUCAAGAAAGAGGCUCUAAGCAAUGUUUCAAGGACAUGAAACUAAAAGAUACGUGUCCUUAUCUACUGCAAGACAGUGAAGCAAAGCUGGUAAUUCAACAGCCCACGCACGUAUACUGUGUAUCUCUCCCAGAUACACAACCACCGGAACCAAGACCAGUCGCUGACGGAGAUCAGUCGAGACAAGCUUCUGCUUCAUCCCUUGCUGGACAAGGCCCAAUGGAAGUCGAACCUUCAGACAGCCGACAGCAGACGACCCAGCAUCCUGAUGAAGAUACUCUUUCUCCAGCUAAUAUGACGUCGGACAGUCGAAGAGAUGAACUGGCAUCACCCAGUCACACACAUCAAGCACCAACGGUGCCCGGAAGAGACCAGGCCAGCUCAAGAGAGGCAAGACCAUUCGCUGAUCAGUAUCGCGACAGCCUUUCAGCACUAGCGUCUGAGAGCACGCCACCAACAAGUUUGGACACGGUCGUGUCUGGUGUACUCAGUCCCAGAGCAUCGGCGCCCGGUGGGAUCACCCAUGGCACCACCAAUGCUGUUCACAGAAGUGACAGAACCAAUGGACAAACUCAGAGGGAAAUGGCUGAAGUGAAGGAUGAUGCGUACAUUGCCUCCCUCACUACUACGGAUGGCGUCGUGAUGGAGGCUGGGCCACAUGAUCUCCGAGUGACGUGUUCCGACGUCCCUCAGGCAGGACCUGCUGAAACGGUUAGGUGUGGCAACGAAGCAGAUAAGUGCCGCUCUUCCACGGAGAAGCAAAGUAUUGCCGACUCCAAGAGUGGCAUCAGGAACGACCGACCGGAACAGAGUGACACACCUACUGUAAUAUCGGAUAGCACAGGGCAAAACACAGCUGCCACAGUCGAGAUCGUCACCAUCAAAGACGACAGCAGCAGCAUGAGUGAUUCCGCCAAUGGCACCACCGCUGCCACCUCAACGAAUCAUCAUAUGUGCACAGCUUCAUUCGUUCAGCGUUCCACCAAAGCCUCCAAGAAGAGCGUCAUCACCAGGCCUCGCGAUAGAGUCUGCAACGCCGCUGUCGACGCCGUUCUGGACCGUAUCGCAGCAACCCCGACUUCUUCUCUCGAAGAUACUGGGGAGGACCAGACGGGCAUCACUGCACUGGAACUGGCCUUUGGUGCCUUCGAUGUCAUGGAAAUUGCCAGUAGCGCGGACUUCAUUGAGCGAUUUCACCUGUACCACUUCCUGGCCGUGUACCGCAAUGAAAGGCUCGGACAGCAGGGAGGUCAUGUUCACGGUAGCAGCGGAGUCAGAGGUGCGGCUGUCAACGGCCGGAGCUGCAACAGGAACCAGGACAGGGCGCUAGACUUAUCUAGAGGAAGCUCUCGGUGGCUCUCAGGAGAAACGCCGGAUGAAGAACCACAGGUGGUAGGCACUGCAGACUCAAAAAGCUCCCCUACAACAGAGAAAGCACAGGUGGAUAAGACGGGUACUGCAGAGCAGGCUUCCGUAGCCACACAGAUGGCUGCGGCGGAAGGGAGAGAGAAGCGACGUCGACAGCUCAGCGGUGCCCUGAAUCUGACCACCCGGCCGGCCGUCAGGUCUAAUACAUUUGAAGGACCAGAAUCGGCGCAACAGAAUCAACUGGAAACCCACCAGGGGCGACAGAUGGAGAACCUUCUGAUGAACGGCCAGCAACGAGGAGCAAACAUGAACGGAUGGAGCAGUGGCUGGCAACAAGGAGCCACACGCGUGGCACCCAAUCUCGAUCUCCGCCCUUCGGAAGCCCGAACUAAUCUUCGAGGAAGCAUGAGCAAUACGGAAAGCAGAUGGUCUUCGAGCGGCCGACAUGCAGAGGACAGGGACUUCCGAAAUGGCGGAACAGGACCUGUCGAACAGGCAAAUGACCCGUCACAGACGUCGCAGCUCGAUCCCAGCGGACCUUGGAUUGACGGCAUCGAUGCUUACCGCCGCGAUGGAGCAUCAAAGUCGUCUACGAACCAAGACCUCAUUCGGAGAUUUGCCGACGCCGGGACUACCAGAACGAGCGAGAGGCAUCCAACCGAUCAGUCACCGACAUCAGGAACGCCACUCAAGGACAAAUCCCGACCGAAACCACUGCACAUUCCUCCAGAGAUAUCUUCAUAUGAGCAUGGAGGGACAUCAGUGCCAUCAAGUGACCAGCUGGAGCUUCUGAAUGGGCGCAAGAACUGUCCCAGCCCUCCGGCUCAACCAGGAAGGGAGCGAACGGCAACGCUUCAUCCACGUCACUGCAAUGCUGCUAACCAGGAAACACCGGCAGCAACGAUGGCAAACAUAACCUGGCGACAGCCACCAUCCAGAGAUGAAGCCAACGCAACGAUUCAGGUCAGAAACGGGGCAGUGAACGAGACGACGACCCAGACCAGAAACGGCCCCAGGCGGGAGCCGACCACGACAGUGCAAAGCGAUGGAAGAAGCGAUGCCCGAAGCGUGACUCCGAUUACCCCAAUUACACCAUUCAGCGAGAGCUCUUUGUCUGUUUGGAUGAGCGAAGAUAGCCUCCCGGAAGAGGAGGUGACUGUGGUCGCAGAGAAGAGAGCCCGGGCAGAGUCAGACGACAUCGCUGUUCAGUCACAACUGCUGCGGGCAUCCACGCCGGAGCGUGAAGGCGACGCAGCUGAAAGGGACUCGAGAACCAUCCAGAUAGUGUGGCAAAACGGCAGAAACGAAGAGAGUGUCAAUGCUGGGCGUACUGGAGAUUCAGACAGGCUCCAUGAUGAUAGACGCCAUCAACAAAACGAAGCCAGUAAGGUAACUCAAAACGGCGAUGAGCACAGUGCUGUAGGCAACAAUGGUUGUGGAACCCACGAAGAAUGCGACAUCGAGCCAAUGCUCGAGACGUCCAGUGCUGCCCAGACCUCUCAAGAUGAUCCCCUCGAGCGUAUUACCCACGCAGAUCAGGCGGCAGUAGCAAGUCCAUUAGCAAUCUCUUCUCCAAAGGAACUGACUCCACGAGCUUCUCCAACAGGGGACCCCGUGGAGCCAGCGACACUACCUACCGACCGCGCCGAGGCCAGGGAGGCCGACAAGCGCCGGCGACGUCUGAUGGCCGCUGAGAUUCAGGACCAGAACGAAUGGCUGACGAUGGCUGACGAAUUUGCGGAGAGAGGGCAGAUGAGGGAACGACGCACCUCACUGAUUGGGCGCGUUCUGAGAGCGAUGGACAGGCAGAGACCAGACGAUCGGGAGGAAGAUACUGGGGAAGAUGCAGGACGCAAUCCGGAUGAUAACUUCAUUGGGGAGCAGCGAGAUGUACUGAAUCUGCAGAUGGUUUCUGAAAGCCAUUCUGACGAUGAUGUUGAUUCUGUACAAAGUGUUCGCCCGUCCAGCGAGCAUCACCAGAUCCGUGCCAGCCACGCCAAACCCAAGCCUUGCUCAAAUAAAGGUUCCAAGAAAGACGGCUCUCCCGCCACCGGCGAUCACCUUAUGGAAAACAAAUCAACAGCCUCCCGUUCCUCAGCUGACGAGCUUGGUCGCACACCCUCUCCCUCUCUCGCCACAGACGCGAUCCCACCCCGUCGAGCGCACUCGGGUCGCGCUCCAUCUCGCGACUUCCCACUUCCCUCCCUCCCUCCACAAGACCUUCCCACGCCGAGACCCCUCUUCCCGACGCCCAGAGUUCCACGCUACGUCGACCUGCCGCCGCCAGAGGAGGACCCGAUACUGAGGAGAAGAUCUCGCCAGUUCUGGAGGGCCGUUCAGGGAAGACCGGGAAGGGCGCUGCGUGCACAUCUGAUGGGUGGUUCAGUAGCCGAUAUGAGGGCAGAAGUGUUGCGGAUUCAUUUAAGAUCAACUGGAGAAAUCUCCGGAUCGCCUGAGUUUCCAAGAGAUGUGCCAAGGGAGAUGCUAGUGCAGGUUGAAGAGGAAGUAGAUGGCACUGUGACGGAAAGCAAGCCUGCUCGACUGGAAAGGAAUCAGACACAAUCGGAUUUCAAAUCUUAUCUUGGAGAAGGCUCGACUUCGCGAGCACAAUCUACGUCCGAAAAUGGAUCGGCCAAACCACUGGUAUCUUCCUCCCUCAAAACACAUUCGUCUAGGUCGCAGGUCUCAGAGGAGAUGCCGACACCUCACACUACACCAUCGUCGUCACAUCAGCGGACUCCAACACCGCAGCCGAUCCUUCCUGUCCCCACACGGUCAGCAUUCCGACGUCGGUUCUACGGACAGCUGCACCGUGUACUGUGGCCGAGCAGUCUACCGGAGAGCCCGCUUGACCUCCGCUGCACGCAGCGUCAGCAGUCUCAGGAAAGUGAACCACAGGGAGAAAACCUGCAGGAGGCUAGGAAGAGGACAUCAGCGGACAGUCCACCAAUCGUGGUGCUUCAUCCGCGACCUACGUCCACCCCAGGACAAGAGGUGGAAGACGAUGGACCGAUGGAUCUCAGCUGCAGGGAACGAGGCCGUUGAUGGCAGCGCUGCCAACGGGAGACAGCUCACUGCUUCAGACCGCGGUUCGUGUGGCGAACAAAACCCGACUGGGGAAGUGUGUAAGGCCCAUGAAAUACGAAUGAGGAUUAGGAUAAAGUGGAGGAGGUAGUGUCUUUGAUUGGGGACAUGUUUUCGCCCCCAGCUGUGAGACGCUGUGUUGUUCAUCUUGUUGUUGUUCGUUUCGUUCUUUGUUCGUUCCAGUUAAAUACAUUUCAUCAAUUAUUGAA
Molecule: messenger RNA, 7440 nt
Organism: Amphibalanus amphitrite
Lineage: Eukaryota; Metazoa; Arthropoda; Thecostraca; Balanomorpha; Balanidae
Exons: 2
Coding region: 332-7192 (2286 amino acids)
Source: RefSeq, a predicted model, not a curated record